AACCACAAUAACUGCUACCCUUUCAACCACAGCAACCCCAAUAACUGCUACCCCUACAACAACGACGGCUCAACCAACAACGACGGCUCAACCAACAACGACGGCUCAACCAACAACGACGGCUCAACCAACAACGACGGCUCAACCAACAACGACGGCUCAACCAACAACGACGGCUCAACCAACAACGACGGCUCAACCAACAACGACCGCUCAACCAACAACGACGGCUCAACCAACAACGACGGCUCAACCAACAACGACGGCUCAACCAACAACGGCCGCUCAACCAACAACGACGGCUCAACCAACAACGACGGCUCAACCAACAAUGACGGCUCAACCAACAACGACCGCUCAACCAACAACGACCGCUCAACCAACAACGACCGCUCAACCAACAACGACGGCUCAACCAACAACGACGGCUCAACCAACAACGACGGCUCAACCAACAACCACGGCUCAACCAACAACCACGGCUCAACCAACAACCACGGCUCAACCAACAACCACGGCUCAACCAACAACCACGGCUCAACCAACAACCACGGCUCAACCAACUACUACAAUUAA
Messenger RNA from Gambusia affinis (western mosquitofish), 576 nucleotides. RefSeq names its product insoluble matrix shell protein 4-like. NCBI's taxonomy places the organism in Eukaryota, Metazoa, Chordata, Actinopteri, Cyprinodontiformes, Poeciliidae. The annotation marks the transcript as partial. The record is from RefSeq and is a predicted model, not a curated record. The transcript has a single exon.